Molecule: messenger RNA, 531 nt
Organism: Lottia gigantea (owl limpet)
Lineage: Eukaryota; Metazoa; Mollusca; Gastropoda; Lottiidae
Exons: 2
Coding region: 1-531 (176 amino acids)
Source: RefSeq, a predicted model, not a curated record
AUGCGUCAACUUGCCAAUUCCCAGCUCAUCCCUUCCUUGUUUGUCUUCAUCCAUUGUGUCCAGUUUGUAACAUCUAGUAUUUUAUGGCACACCUCAAAGUCUGUGAUAGGUGCUGAAAAUUACACUUACUUCCAAAUUUCAAAACCAGGAAGUCACAGGAUUGAUGUUGUGUCCCUGACAGGAGAUGCAGAUUUGUAUGUAUCUGACAAAACAACAUAUCCAGACUUUGAAAAUUAUGACUUAAAAUCCACAACAUGUGGUACGGACAGUGUUGAUGUGCCCAGUUCUUUUCAACGACCUUUGUACAUUGGGAUUUAUGGUCACCCAAAUUAUGAAAACUCUACUUUUCAACUGAAUAUUUACCAUAUGAUUUUUGAAGAAGAAAAUAGUUAUGAAUCUUAUGUACAAUAUAAUACCCGAAAUAAAAAUACCUACAGUAAUAAUUAUAAUAAUGAUAAUGAUGAAAAUGAGUCUCCCUGGAUGACCAUAUUAAUUGGCAUUUUGAAAAUUAUUCUGGAUGUUUUAUUUUGA